AUGGCCGACAAGGUCCCCCAAGAACCCGCCGCCGUCGCCGCCGCCGUCCCCAUCCCGCCUCUCGUCACGCUCACCGAGUCUCGCUGGCGGUGGAAGGGCCAGCUCUACGAUAUGUCCGAGAUCCCCAAGGACUUCGUCUUCGGCGCCCAACCCCUCGAGCGCGUCAUCCUCCCCCGCGAUGCCGACAACAUGGUCGUCCUCAGGGCCCUCAAACGAGCUCAUCGACGCUACAAAGCCGACACCAACCUAUCCGAGGACUCGUACUACGCCGGCAUCGAAGGCGGCCUCUUCAUCCCCGUCUUUAUCCGCCCGCACGGCAGCAGCGCAGACCCGAACAUGGACAACUCGUACAGCGGCGUCAUGUUCGGCAACGGCGCAACCAACAAACGCGGAGGCCUCAUCGUCCCGCCCGUCGACAUGCUGCGGCCUCGCCAGCUGGCCUUCCUCAAGACCCAGUCCCUCGGCCCCGAGUUCCUCGCCAAGGACAACAUCCCCUUCCGCCAGGUCUCUCGGGGCGAGAGGGAGCAGCACCUGCGCAAUCAGCAAGUCGCGUUCUCCACGGGUCAGCCAUGCCCCGUCCUGGUCAGGGACCCGGCCGCCAAGCCGGACUAUCACGCAUUCCAGCAUCUGAAGGUGGGGAACUGGGAGCCCUUCAUGAUGGACAUGCCCAAGCUCGACAGCAUCAGGGUGCCCAAGAGCCUCGUCGACGAGGUCGAGUCGUUUCUUGCCAAGUACCCGCGCGACAUCGUGCCCGUCAACCUGGCCGUGUCCAUGGCCAUCGCCUGGGCGGCCUACUGCGACACGACCGAGUACCAGCCCGAGCUGGCGUCGAGCAAGAGACGCCGCCCUCCCAUUCCCCCGAGCCUGACGGGCGACCUCGCCCGCCCCGUCCCGUAUGUUGAUCUGGCGGUGCUCAUCCUGUACUCGACGCAUUACUUCCGCCUCCACGAGGAACACGGCCUCUCCGCCUACGCCCACAUCUUCCGCGUCGUCUCGGCCCUGUACGCCAAGGACACGCAGUUCAACGAGGCUUUCAAGAUCGACCCGGAUGACAUCGACCACGGGUUCGUCUUUGGCUGCGUCAGGGCGCUGAAUCUCCGGGACGAGGACUGGGAGGAGAUCGUGCCCCCGUCCUUUGACGGAUCCCGGCUCGUCAUGCCCCUGAACUGCGGCACCCGCGAGCCGCCGUCGCCAGAGCUGACGGCGACGCUCAUGAUGCCCGACAUCUACACCCUCGGCUUCCCCGGCUACACCAACGAGGGGAGGAAGGGCCACGGCGACGUGAUGCGCCGCGUCAUGAUGCAUAGGACCUGGGUGCCCCAGCACAUUCUCGACCGCAACGAAGGGGAACCUCUUGAUCAGAAGUACUUCGGCGUCGAGUCCGUGACGCCGUACCGAGACCAGGACCGCCACCAGCUCUGGAGCGCGCCCGUGACGGAGGUCCGCUUCCCCUUUCCCAUGAUCACCGGCGUCGCCAUCGAUACGCUUGCUUUCCUAUCAAAGAAGAAAGAUAGCACAUUGCAGAAGAAGCCAGUCGAUACCCCUGAUGCCGGUGACGAAGACGAGACCAAUGCGGACCAGCUGGUGUACUCGCGCAAGUCCGUCGUCGAAAUCCUCACCGCCUACUUCCGCGCGCACAUCGCCGACCUCCGCAUGGCGCAGGACGCCGGUCACAUCUCGGAGCUUGUCACCCUCGGCCCGGACGGAUAUCUCGCCUGGCCCCUUCGGUCGGACCGAGACGUAAGCGCCCCGACGCUGCCCCGGGAGGUCGACAUCGGCCAGCUGCUCGCGGAAGAUGCCGCCCGCAACGAUCCCCUCUCCGACGAGGACCGCCUCUUGCUGAAGACGAUCGUCAAGCGGGACCUCGCCGGAGACAAGCAUGUCGCCCGCUGUCUCGAGCCGCUCAGCCUCCUUGACAUCAACGACCCUGGCCUGAGCAGGAGUCGCCUCCGUGCCGUGCUCGUGGCCGCCGUCCGACCCGUGCGCGAGAUGAUGGACCGGGUCUCCUCGUACGGCAGCUCUGUCCGCGACGACGACGACGACGGCGACGACAACGCUGAGGUUGCCGCCUUCGCGGACGAGCUUGUGAAGCCGUGCUGCGGGCUCCUGGGCCUCGGGGCCGGCGGCAGCGUCGCCCAGUGCAUGGACGCCAUCCACGGCGCCGAGCGGGAGCUGCACGCGGUCCUCACCAACGUCAGCUUCGUCGUCAAGUACCAGCGCGGCAACGCCGACUUCUUCCGGGUCGCCAUGGGCCUCGUCACGGGCGCCGCGUGCUUCGGCUACCUCUCUAGGCUGGCCCUGCUCUACGACCGCCUCUCGGGGCUCCCGAUGGACAUGGGCGACAAGAAGAAGAUGAUGAUGGCGUGGGAGUAG
Molecule: messenger RNA, 2373 nt
Organism: Colletotrichum destructivum
Lineage: Eukaryota; Fungi; Ascomycota; Sordariomycetes; Glomerellales; Glomerellaceae
Exons: 1
Coding region: 1-2373 (790 amino acids)
Source: RefSeq, a predicted model, not a curated record